Molecule: messenger RNA, 261 nt
Organism: Haemonchus placei
Lineage: Eukaryota; Metazoa; Nematoda; Chromadorea; Rhabditida; Trichostrongylidae
Source: the annotation of a GenBank genome assembly
UGAUUAUCAUUACCUACAUUUAUCCUGCGGACUGACAAGUCGGCUACUCUGUUCUGAGCGGAGUUUGUGAGUCGAAAACGUUACAUCAUUUUUGAGAUGUUCAAAAGUAGCAGCCUUCUCCUUGGCCAGAAACUUCUUGAAGUGCCUGGACUGCGUGGUUUUUGCGGGAUGAGGCCGGUUGAUAGCAUUGUGAAGAUGGGCUUUUUCUCAUUCACUUUUAUUAAGUUGGGAGUCUCUGGGGCUGAGUGCUGUAGAUGGUAG